Mus caroli (Ryukyu mouse) is the source of this 935-nucleotide messenger RNA. RefSeq names its product protein tyrosine phosphatase 4A2 (gene Ptp4a2). Gene Ontology annotation, molecular function: protein tyrosine phosphatase activity. Gene Ontology annotation, biological process: protein dephosphorylation. The record is from RefSeq and is a predicted model, not a curated record. NCBI's taxonomy places the organism in Eukaryota, Metazoa, Chordata, Mammalia, Rodentia, Muridae.
UUAAAUUGUAAGCGUAUUCUUUUAAUGACUCCAGUAAAUUAAGCAUCAAGUAAACAAAAGUGGAGAAUAACCUACACUUUUAACUUGUCUCACUAGUGCCUAAAUGUAGUGUAAAGGCUGCUUAAAGUUUGUGUGUAGUUGGAUUUUUUUUGGAAGCUGAAGGUAUCCAUCUGCAGACAUUGAGGCUCAAGUUGAAUUUGGAUUCAAGUGGAUUCUUAAUACUUCUGCCUGUGCUGAAGAGAGAAACUUCCUAAGGAACAAGCAAGUUGAAUAGAGAAAAUAGUGAUCAAUAAUAGGCAUUUUAGUGGUCUUUUUAAUGUUUUCUGCUGCAAAACAUUUCAAGAUUUAUUGAUUUCCUCCUCCCCCCAUUUUUUCCCACCACACUCACACACGCACGCUCACACUUUUUAUUUGCCAUAAUGAACCGUCCAGCCCCUGUGGAGAUCUCUUAUGAGAACAUGCGUUUUCUGAUAACUCACAACCCCACCAAUGCGACUCUCAACAAGUUCACAGAGGAACUUAAGAAGUACGGAGUGACAACUUUGGUUCGAGUUUGUGAUGCUACAUAUGAUAAAGCUCCAGUUGAAAAAGAAGGAAUCCACGUUCUAGAUUGGCCGUUUGAUGAUGGAGCUCCACCCCCUAAUCAGAUAGUAGAUGAUUGGCUAAACCUGUUAAAAACCAAAUUUCGUGAAGAGCCGGGCUGUUGUGUUGCAGUGCAUUGUGUUGCAGGAUUGGGAAGGGCUCCUGUGCUAGUUGCGCUUGCAUUGAUUGAAUGCGGAAUGAAGUAUGAAGAUGCUGUUCAAUUCAUAAGACAAAAAAGAAGAGGAGCAUUCAAUUCCAAACAGCUGCUUUACUUGGAGAAGUACCGACCUAAGAUGCGAUUACGCUUCAGAGAUACCAAUGGGCACUGCUGUGUUCAGUAGAAGUAGAGGAAG